GGGCCGAAUCCAACACUAUUUUGUUAGGGCCGACCCUUUCAAUCGCACUAACAAACUCAGAAUGGGAGCGCCGGUGAAAUCAGCGGAGCAGCCGCCACAAGAUGCGACGGCGGAGACCGUCGACGCUUUGCUUGAGGCUGCUAGGUAUGAUGAUAUAGACGAUCUCAAGAGCAUAGCAUCUUCUGGUGUUUCUCUGGAUUCGAAGGAUUCAGAAGGCCGUACAGCAUUACAUAUGGCUUCAGCAAAUGGGCAUCUUGACAUUGUUGAUUAUCUUGUCCGCAAUGGAGUGGAUGUUAAUGCUUGUAACGUGGAGAAGAACACCCCUCUUCAUUGGGCAAGUCUAAAUGGCCACAUUGAGGUUGUGAAACGUCUGAUUCUCUCCGGAGCUGAAAUCUCGCCACUGAACAGCCACGAGAAAAGUCCGAUUGAUGAGGCGCUCAGUAGGGGAAAAUUGGACGUGAUCGAUGCAAUCAACGAAGUAGCAGCUCAGGUUGAUCUUGCAAGAACACAAGUUUCUUAGUUCGUUUAAAGAAAAAAAUGAUACCAAGCUUAAAAUUCUCCUAUCAUGAGUCUGUUCGCAAUUUUAGAUGCUUUUGAUAUUGUAUUAUGGCUGCAAUUAUGUGACAAAGACGUGAAAUAUGAAAUCUAUAUUAUGGCUGCAAUAACAUGAAAGUUAUUUUUUUCUGAAA
Molecule: messenger RNA, 689 nt
Organism: Salvia hispanica
Lineage: Eukaryota; Viridiplantae; Streptophyta; Magnoliopsida; Lamiales; Lamiaceae
Product: ankyrin repeat family protein
Biological process (GO): protein K6-linked ubiquitination
Cellular component (GO): BRCA1-A complex; BRCA1-BARD1 complex
Molecular function (GO): ubiquitin-protein transferase activity; protein binding
Source: RefSeq, a predicted model, not a curated record